Messenger RNA from Saccostrea cuccullata (small rock oyster), 2421 nucleotides. RefSeq lists its product as uncharacterized. The record is from RefSeq and is a predicted model, not a curated record. Bases 73 to 1827 code for a protein of 584 amino acids. The transcript is spliced from 5 exons. NCBI's taxonomy places the organism in Eukaryota, Metazoa, Mollusca, Bivalvia, Ostreida, Ostreidae. Gene Ontology annotation, molecular function: zinc ion binding.
GGUACUGAGCAAUGUCCCUUGAAUACACAAACGCUAGACUCAGUCAAAUUUGUGUCUUUCUUAUGAUAAAAUAUGCUUACAAACGAUUCAAGUACAACAUCAGCUGAUCAUAAAGAGAUGGGUACAUCAGAUAUUACAACUUUUGUCAAAAAUCUGGAAUCUUUUUGCGAAUGUACAAUAUGCUUUUGCAUUUAUGACGAAAAUGCACAUGUUCCCCGAAUUCUUCCUUGCAAUCAUACAUUUUGUUCCGAAUGUCUUUUGAAGCAUUCCUCUUGUAAGAAAAUAGUUUGCCCUUUAUGCAACCAAGAGCACGUUAUUAAAAACAAAGACAUCCUGAUUUUUCCAAAGGACAACAUGAGACGUGAGAUGAGAGAUUUGGUUCUCAUAUUCACUUCUGAAAGCUUGUGCAAUGAUUGUAAAAUAUACAUGAUGCAAGAAAGCAAUUUUCACCUCUGUACAUUUUGUAACAUUCGAUUUUGUAAUAUGUGCUUUGAAAAGAGGAAAACAAACGACGUCUGCCGAAACCACAAAUUUGAGUGUAAAAUCAAUUCUCAAUAUGAUAUUUGCCUUUUGGAGGGUCAUGAGAAAAACGACCUAAAAUUUUUCUGUAAGAAUGAAACAUGUGACAAGCCUAUUUGUGCCAAUUGCGUUGUCCAGGAUCACAUUGGGCAUAGGUAUACGAAGAUCAGCGAUGAAUGUGAAACUCUGCGGACGAAAAUGUACGAGAAAUGUCGAAAAAUAAAAAUUAAAAUAGGCGAAGCAAAAACAUGUUUAAUGAAAAUUCAGAAAUUACGUUCAGCUUUGUCAACCAAGGAAAAGAGUAGAAGGAAAAAAUUAGCAGCAACUGUAAGGAGAGGCGUUAAGUCUUUACAAGAAUUCGAAGAAAAUGAAAAGAAAAAGAUGUCUGAAAAUUUGAUAUCCAAAUUUAAAGCUUUAAUGAAAAGCCAAAAACAUUUAGAAGAAUUCAUUGAAUCAGAAUUACGUGCAGAAUUUCAAGAAUAUCAAGAAUUUGCAGCAUCAAUUUCAAGAAAUACCAAUAAAGAGCAAGAAUCGGAUAACAAAGGACAAAAUGGGAAUACACCAUACACCCAAGGAAGUAUAGAUAAAGUUAUUUUUUCGGAAAGGAAAAAGCAAAACAUGAAAAUCAAAUUAAUAGAAGAAGUUGAAAUUUUGAAGGAGUGCAGAGAGUUAGGUAUGCAAAUUUCCCAAAAGCUGUUGCGUGUAUAUAAUCUAACCAUUAUUAGGAAAAGUUCCUAUUUAACCCAAAUGUUAACCAACAAAAAAAGAUUUGCAGAAACUAUCAGGAAAGAAAUAAGACUUUUACUCGAUUACGAAAGGAAUGUUAAUAAGAAGAAAGCCGAAAGACUAAAUUCUAAUAUAAGCAGACUCACGAAAAGGAGAGAAAUUUUAGAAAAUUUUAUCGACAAUGCAUUGGAAUGCUGCUCCAUUUCUGAGCGCACCUUGUCUGUGGGGAAAAAUAUCAGUUUAUAUAACUUACUGGUUCAAAAAUUAGACAGUUUCCUGAAGACAGACACUGAUCGUAUGAUUGGAGACUUACCACUUAGCCAAAAAUCAGAAAUGGAAGAGGAUAUUGAAUAUGUACAAUGCAAGAUUUCUCAUGUCAAGGAGAAAAUUAUUUUUGGUUUCGCUCCUCAGUCGAAGUCUAUGGGUGAAAAUCCACAGAAUAUGCGCAGAACGCAAUGCGAAUCUGAUGAGGACAAUUCCUGCCACAAACCAGUUGCUAUUACUACAUGUACAAUUCAACUCGCAAUUGGAAUAUUAGUUGCGUAUACAUGUAUGUGUAUAUUUGUACUUGGUAGAUGGUGACAAUAUACAGUUAUGGACUGUUUAGAAGGGAGACAUCACCAAUUAUCAAGUCUGAGUUGGGUUGUCACCCGAGGUUGCUUUCGCGUGAGGGUGACAACCCUACUCUAACCGCAAAUAAUAAUUUUUUUUAUCCUGAAGAAUCUAAAUUAUCAAAUUACAUGUAGAUAGAGUAGAAAAUAGUAAUUAACCAACACUCUUGAGUUCUCCUACUCUACUCUGAUUCCAUGAAUUUAUCGAAUUAGCCUUGCUUCAGAUUUUACCUUUUUGCCACUUUUAACAAACAGAAAAUCCUCAUCUGUCCAUCAUUCAACGCGUGAUAUCACCUUUUCGAAAUAGUUAUCUCACCAAUUUGAGAUAAAAAGACAAUAUCAUUAAUUCGAGUUGAAAAUGUAUUAUCACAUUUUUCGUUUGAAAUAAGGUAUCAUACCGUAUUAAUUUUGAAUUCCUGGAAUCUCUUAACGCAUUUCAUACAACUUCAUAUGAUUAUUGCUUCCUUUCUCAAGACGCUAGAUUGUUUUGAUGCAAAAGAAAAGAAUAAAAUUUUAAAGCGCUUUCAUUCAGUAAUCUUUAUGCCCCUGGAUCGAAAGAUCCCGG